Messenger RNA from Archocentrus centrarchus (flier cichlid), 3669 nucleotides. RefSeq names its product glucocorticoid modulatory element binding protein 2 (gene gmeb2). The transcript is spliced from 11 exons. Gene Ontology annotation, molecular function: RNA polymerase II cis-regulatory region sequence-specific DNA binding. Gene Ontology annotation, biological process: regulation of transcription by RNA polymerase II. Lineage: Eukaryota; Metazoa; Chordata; Actinopteri; Cichliformes; Cichlidae. Bases 534 to 2102 code for a protein of 522 amino acids. Gene Ontology annotation, cellular component: nucleus. The record is from RefSeq and is a predicted model, not a curated record.
ACAGGAACCUGUGAGAACACGUGACAGGGAAGCGAUUAGUUAUACAGCUGCCUUCGUAUGAUCCGCUUCAUGCUGUCCUUCUCUUACUGUCACUCGUCUACCUGCUAAAUAAAAGUUAUUCAUUUGACGGAGGAGUUGCAGUAUUUUUUCUGACCACGAGCAGCUCGCCAUUUUAAACUCCAGGAGCGCAGUGAAGGUGUUUACAGGCUGGCUGCCGUCAGAGUGCUCGGCCGCACACACGCUAAUGCGCAUGCGCGUUCAGGAAAGCUAUGAAGAUUUCUCCCUGCGUCUUGCCUGUCAGGCAACGCUUCCUUUCCGGGCUGGCUGUGGCUCAGUAGGCCGAGCAGGUCCUCUACUAAUCGGAAGGUCUUUCUUGGUGAAAAAGAAGUUUGGCAAACCCCCCACCUUUGUCAUCCUCCAGCUGCAGUUUGACCUCCUCCCUGCUCCUGUGACUCCAAAAGGAGGUGCAGAGUCAGUAAUAACUGUCCGCUGCCUGCUGGCACCUGCUGGGAGAUAAGCGCCAUCGACUGUCCAUGGCUUCAUCAGAGGUGAACAUGCAGGAAAUGAGUGAGGUUGUGAUCGUCACCUUACCGGAGUCGGGGAGCGAGGACCUCCCGUCUGUGGCGGAGGAGGAUAAAGCAGUGCUGGUGACUGCAGAGCUCACCCCUCAGCCAGGCGAGGAUGUGCUUACAGUAGCACCAAUGGAAGCAGAAGCAGAGACCAGCAGAGCAGAUUCACUGGCAAAAGAAGAGGCCGUAAUUGUAAAGUUAACCGAAGAGGUGGAUGUGGAAGCUGAUGUUUUCUACCCAAUCACAUGCGGAGAUGCCAAAGCCACUCUGGUCUGGAAGAAAUUCGUCUGCCCUGGGAUAAAUGUGAAAUGUGUCCAGUUCAAUGAGCAGCUCAUCAGCCCAAAGGAGUUUGUGUGUUUAGCAGGGAAAUCCACUCUGAAGGACUGGAAGAGAGCCAUCCGACUAAAUGGCACCAUGCUCAGGAAAAUCAUGGACUCUGGUGAGCUGGAUUUCUAUCAGCACACCAAAGUCUGCUCCAACACCUGCCGCAGCACUAAGAUAGACCUGGUAGGAACCAAAGUGUCCAUCAGCACCGACCCGUCAGCCAGCCUGCUUCCUGCCACACCCUCAUCGGCAGACUUGAACGGAGCUGCAGCCUCGUUUCCAGAGGUGAUGGAAGAAACUUCAGGGUGGGUCACGGCCAUUGGAGAGGACUCUAUUGCGUUCUGGCGCGCGGUGAAAGAGGCAGGGCUGCUGGAGGAGGUAGUGGAGGACUUCCAGAACGAGCUGCAGGAGGUGCUGAAGGGGCUGCAGGAGAGAGUGUGUGACCCACCACUGCAAGUCAAAGAUGCUGUUUUACUGAACAACAUAGUGCAGAACUUUGGAAUGCUGGACCUCGUCAAAAAGGUUCUGGCUAGCCAUAAGAGCCAGAUGGACCGUUACAGAGAGCAGUACACUCGCAGCCUUGCCGCCCUGGAGCAGCAGUGUGACGAGCACAGGAAGCGAGCCAAGGAGCUGAAGAGCAAAUCACAGCACCUCAACAAUGUCCUGAUGACCCUCACCCCGGUGCCCGCACCCACUGCGCCCAAGCGUCCCCGGCUGACACGUGCCAUCUCCGGUCCUGCCACAGUCAGUGCUGCGCCCACCCAGAUCACCCUGCCUCUCAACCAGCUGACCAGCCUCCCGCUGGGCAAGGUACUGACCAUGGCAGGGGCCCAGCCCAGCACUAACCUGGGUGCGUACACCCUCCUGACUUCCCCGCUCUCUGGGUCAGAGCUGGCAGCAGAUGCCUCUAACCUGACAGUUUUGUCCACUGCAGCAGGUCAGGAGGGGGCAGCUGGGGCCGGUAGCCAAGCCGGCUCUGGGGCCUUCGUUAAGGUCGUCGGCUCUCAGUUCCAGCUGGUGACGCUGCAGGGUCUGGCCACCACGCAGGGCGCUGCUGUCCAACAGCAGGUUGGCACCAUCAGUGUUGUUGAUGCCGUGGCAGCCGCUGCUGAUGAUUCCCAGGAGGGAAGCCAGCUCGAUGGUGGUGAUAAAGGUCAGCCAGAGCAGGUUAAAGAGGAGCAGGGGGAGCAGCAAGCCCAGCACCAGUGAGAUAAAGACCAGCUGUGUGCUUCAUUUUGGAGCGGGCUGACGGUGAAGGCUCAGGUCUGUGAACCCUCUGAGUUCUUCACACCGUUUCAGGCAUCGCAAGACAUCCACGAGUCUUCAUCAGGCGUCUGACCUUCAUCUGGGAUACUGCAUUAAUAAUUAUAUUGUCUAUCAUGUCAGUUCAUUCCACCUCCGAUUGUGGCUUAGUUUGCUAAUAGAUGCUGUUUUUUUAAGAAAAGUUCACGACUUGAGGAUUUUAAAGCUUAUUUUUACAAUUAAACAUGUAUUAAGAAAAUAUUAAGCAAUUUUUGAACAAAUUUUUUUUUGAUUUUUGACCAAAGUGUGAUGUUAUUGACUUAAAUUCACACAGAUAAUAAAACACAUUUACAUAAACUAAUAUGGUAUUUUCCCUCGAGAGAGAUAACACCACUGGUGAUGUAGCCCAGUUUAUUCUACAUACAGACGCAGCUUUGUUCACCCUGAGGCCCUGAACCUCGUCUCUGUGCUCCUUAACUCGGAGGUCUGACCAGGAGAACACUUUAAAAUAAGGCUGCAAACCUGUAUGUAUGUGAAGCUUAACUAAUGCAGGACUCAUACUGACUGAAUGCAGUAUGUACCAUGAACUAUUGCUCACCUUUAACAUGUAAGUUACAGUAAUUUUGUGUAUUAAUACUUCAUGUUUAUCCGUUGACAAAAGCAAAUUUACAUGUAUUGAUAUUAACUAUAUUUUAGCUGCUUUAGAGUUUUUGUAACCCUACUUGUGCAUUUAAAAGCUUUAUGUCCCCUAAAACAUGGAGAUUAUGGGUAAUAUUUUAGCUUUAUGACUGUAUCACCGCUUCAUAACAGGAGUCAUCCCAAACUUACAGAUGAGCCCCAAACAUCUGAUGGUUGGGAGGAAGAACUCCCUCUUAACAGGAGGAGACCUCCAGCAGACUGGUUGGAGGUGGGGUGGACAGCAAGACAGAACAAAGGCUAGUUAUAUAUUUAUUAUAUACAGUACCAUGAAAAAGUAUUUGCCCCCUUUCUCAUUUUAGUUUUUUGCAAAUUUAUAUCUUGAAUCAGAUCAUCACUUUAAUCAAACUCUGGAGCUUGUUCUGGUGUUUGGCAGAGAAACUGAACAUGAAACUGUACUCCCUGAAAACUGAUCAUUUUUAAUGUUUAAAUGUAUUAUAAUGCAUUACACAGCAGUGAGAAAUAAAUAUCAUUACAGUAGAUAUCUUUCUGUUACUUAAACUUAGUUACUGCUGUAACUAAGUUUAAGGAUCUAAUUCCUUCAUUGUUAUGCUCUUCAGUGCCAACACAGUGCAGAGCAGCUACCUAAACUCUGAUGACUGCCCCUCCCUGAGCCUGGCUCUGCUGGAGGGUUCUUCCUGUUAAAGGGAGUUUGGUUGCUCAUAGGGGGUCAUUUUGAUUGUGGGGUUUACCUUACAAUAUAAAGUGCCUUGAAAAAGUAAUUGCCCCCAAACCUAAUAACUUGUUGCACCACCCUCGGCAGCGAGAACUGCAAUAAAGUGUUUGUGAUAACUGGCAACGAGUCUGUCACAUCACUGUGGAGCAGUGGUUCCCAAAG